Messenger RNA from Mya arenaria, 6517 nucleotides. RefSeq lists its product as uncharacterized. The record is from RefSeq and is a predicted model, not a curated record. The transcript has 2 exons. Bases 849 to 1964 code for a protein of 371 amino acids. NCBI's taxonomy places the organism in Eukaryota, Metazoa, Mollusca, Bivalvia, Myida, Myidae.
UUGAUGUUUUCUUCAAAUAAAUUAAAUACAUGGGUGAAAGUAACAUUUUUGACAAAAAUGUAGUUAUUUUUUGGCUAAAAUAUUAUUAUUAUUUUUUUUUUUUGGGGGGGGGGAAUAAGUUUUGGUAAAAAUCUGAAAAUAGGGUAAGUUUUGGUGAAAAUAACAUUUUGGACAAAAAUGUACUUAGUUUUUGGAUAAAAUAAGUUAUUUUCGCGGAAAUAAGUUUUGGUAAAAAUCUGAAAAUAGUUAGGGUUAGUUUUGGCGAAAAUAACAUUUUUGUCAAACAUGUAGUUAGUUUUGGGCUAGAAUAAAGGUUUUUCGCGAAAGUUUUGGCGAAAAUAACAUUUUUGACAAAAAUGUAGUUAGUUUUGAAUAAAAUACAGUUGUUUUGUGAAAAUAACAUUUUGAUAAAAAUCUGAAAAUAUGGUUAGUUUUUUUUUCAAAAAUGUAGUAAAUUUUUGGAUAAAAUAAAAUUAUUUUCGCGAAAAUAACAUUUGGAUAUAAAAUUGGUUACUUUUGGCGAAAAACUAUCCGAAAACACAGAACUUUCUUCUACUCGACCCAUUUGCAUGGGUGUUUGGUUGAGCUUUUUAACCCUCGCCAUCGGGUUAUACUAGUUACAAGUUAUACUCAUUCGACGAGCACACCACGAUUUACAUUUUAGGCUCAGCCUGUCAUAGGCAUACAUGCCGGCAUCUCCUUUAAGUUGUAGGACAUAUCUUUGAUUGUUCACUUUAGUUUUAUCGUGUACCUGCUGCAGUAGCAAUAACGGUCUUGUAUUAUGGGUCAUUGUCAUCAACUUAAUCCGCUUAGCAUAUGAUGGUUGGUGUAAUAUUGUUAAAAAUGAAAUGUAUGGUAAAUUGCCAUAUAAAACUGUUCAACCUGGUGUAUGUAAAAAUAAUUCUUUUAGAAAGCCUAAACCUUGGUGGAAUGAUGAAUUGAGUGAUAUGUUUAAUCUUGUUCAUGCUGCAGAAAAGAAAUGGAUGCAAUGUCAAAAUAGAUUUACAAAAACUUUGUUAAAACAUGAUUAUUGUAGUAUUAGGGAACAAUUUGAUAAAAAGGUUCAAAAAUGCAAACGUGCACACUGGCACAAAACACAGAGUGAUUUGCUCUUUGAUUUAGAAGAUGAUCAAAAAGAGUUCUGGAAAAAGAUUAGUAAAAUUGGGAUUGUAUCAGAUCGUAAUAAUUCAAUACCAAUGCAUGUUGUACUUGAGGAUGGAAGUGUAUCUGAUGAUGUUAAAACUGUACUUAUAAAAUGGCAAAAAGAUUUCAGUAAGUUACUAAACGUUGAACAUGAUGUACACAUGAAUGAAACGAAUAUGGGAAAUGUACCAAAUGCUGUUAAUUUUGACCUUGAUGUUGGUAUAAGUAUUAAUGAAAUUGUCAAAGCUGUUGGGAAUGCUAAGCAAUGUAAAGCAGCAGGUGUUGACUGUAUACCAUCCGAAACUCUGAAAAAUGAAACUGCCAUUAUAGUUCUACAUAGUCUUUUUAAUGUAUGUUUUCAUACUGGAAUAAUACCGAAGCUUUGGUCCAGAAGUAUUAUAAACCCGAUUCCUAAAUCUAGUUGUAAAAAUCCAAACGACCCCCUAUCCUAUAGAGGCAUUACACUAGCUCCUAGUAUGUACAAAAUGUAUACCAGCAUAUUGAAUGAACGUAUUGUAAAAUGGACUGAUGAUAAUGAUCAAAUUGCUGAUGAGCAAAACGGCUUCCGAAAGAAACGUAGUACAAUAGAUCAUAUCUCGAGUUUGACAAAUCUUGUUGACACACGAAAGAAAAAUAAGCAAUGUACUUUUUGUGCUUUUAUUGAUUUUAGUAAAGCGUUCGACUCGGUCAACAGAAAUUUGCUUUGGAAAAUAUUUGGAAAAUAUUGGCAUGACAACCAAAAUGCUUUCAGCAGUGAAAUCCCUGUAUCACGAUAUUUCAUCCUGUGUCCGAAUCAAUGGCCACUAUACAGAAUGGUUUAGCAUAAAUACUGGCCUGCGACAGGGCUGUUCUUUGUCAACUGUACUUUUCAGUUUAUACUUAAAUGACUUCACAUAAAUGCUUAAAAGUUUGGGAAAAGGUAUAGAAAUAGGCAAUGAAAAAUUGUGUAUACUACUAUAUGCAGAUGACAUUGUUCUUAUAGCAGAGAAUGCAAAUGACCUGCAAGCCAUGUUAUCAACUUUAAAUUCUUGGUGCAAUUCAAACGAUAUGAAUGUUGUACAUUUUAGACCAAAUUCAGUGAAACGUUCUGACUAUGUUUUUUAAAUGUGGUACAUCCACUAUAGAAUAUUCAGAUAGAUAUGUAUAUCUUGGUGUAACACUCACAGAACAUAUAGACUUUAAUAUAACCGCUAAAAUUGUUGCCCAAAGUGCUGGUCGUGCCUUGGGACUUCUCAUCGCUAAGUUUAAAAAACAAUGGUGGUUUUCCAUUUGACGUGUAUUCAAAGCUUUAUUACUCCUGUGUAGUGCCUAUAAUAACAUAUGGGGCUGCUGUUUGGGGAACAAGGUCUUUUUCAUGUAUAAAUGCAAUACAUCACAGAGCAAUGAGGUUUUUCCUAUGCACAGGCAAAUAUACCCCUAAUGCUGCAGUUUAUGGAGAUAUGGAUUGGAAACCAAUCAUUGUUGAUCAAUGGAAAUCAGUCUGUAAUCAUUGGAAUAGAUGUCUCAAAAAUUAGCAAGAAAGUAUUUGAUUGGGCUGCAGUAAAAGGAAAUAUUAGAUGUAGAAAUUGGGCAUUUGCUGUAAAGGAUAAAUUGUUGUCUCUGAAUCUGAAUUCAUAUCUCCAGCUACCAUUUUCAUAUAGUAAACUUGUUUCAGAUCUGACAGAUGCAAUGUUUAAAAAAAACAUGUUGAGUUAUGGAAGAAUGAUGUGAAUAUAAACUUUAGAAAACUUAGAACAUAUAAAUGGUAUAAGCACUCAUAUGAAACUAAACUGUAGUGUAAAUUGAGUUUUUCUUUUCCACAUAGAUCUGCUCUAGCUAAGUUUAGAUGCGGGGUUGCACCCCUGAGUAUUGAAACAGGUCGUUAUCAGAAUAUUCCAGAAAUGGAAAGGGUAUGCCCCUUCUGCACUGAUGUUGUCGAGUCUGAAAAACAUGUUAUUCUACAUUAUCCAACAUACAAUGAGCAUAGAAAGUUACUCAUUGAUAAAUGUAAAACGUUAGUUUCAAACUAUGGUAGUUUAAAUGAUGAUGAUAAGUUCAUACUUAUAUUCACCCAUCCAGAUUUAACUAGAACAUAAGCCAAAACCUGUCAUGAGAUUUUAACCGUUAGAAACAAUAUGUUGUAUCAAUCGGAACUCCUCGGCUAGUAUCAAGAUAUGGCCUCGGAUAUAAUACGGGUCGUAAGAAAAUAGUCCAUCAUGGCCGACCAAGAAGAUGUUCAAACAACCAAGAGAUAUGUUAGUCCAAAGACAGAAUAAGGAGCGAACUUUUACCACUUAUUUGUGUGUAAGUGUUAUUUUUAUACUUAUUGUAUUUUAAUAAAAUAUAAAAAUUGUUUUAAAAGAGCCCUAAUGAGAAACUAAUUGGAAAUGCCAUUAAUUCUUAGUGGGUGGGGUAAAGUCUUCUUUCAUUUGACAGAUUCAAAUAUAGUAAAUAACAAUUUUGAAGCUCCAGUGAUCAGUGGCAAAAAAUAAGAAAACAAAUACUCUAUUUGAUUUUUUUUUAAUAACAAAUAAGUCUGAAUCUGACUUUACUUAGAUCGAUAAUAGGUUAGACUUUCUUUCUCAGUGUAUUUAUCUCAUACAUUUCAUAUCAUUAACUUUCAUUUUUUAUAAUUAAAAUUUACAUUCUUUUAGCCAAGGAUGUAUGGUUUAUAUGUCCGUGAGUGUUGGUAUCGAACAACUUAAUGUAAUGGCACAAUUGAAUGCCUCGGCCUGCUCACUAAUAUAGUUCUCUAAAUAAAUUAGAUCUUCAUUCUAUUGGUUAAACAAAAUGAGUUUGAAUGCAUAAACCAGCAUACAUUUCUUUCAAGACUAAAUUCUAUGAUAUCCACCAUGGCGGUGAUGCAGAAACAUUGAAAAAUGCUGACAUUUUUACUGUGCCAAUGAAAUGCAGACAUUUAAAAUUUAAUCUUAUUGUCAUUUUCAGAGAAGAGUAUGGUACCAGGGGUACAGCUGACUCUGAUUCCCGGCUUCUUCUAAUGAAAAUAGGCAGAUGAGGCACUGGACUCCGAAUGUAAUCAAAAAUGCCAUUGUAUGAGGAUUGACCUGCAAUGCAUGGAAAUCAUCUAACACAACUGCAACACCUACCUUGGAAAAAUGAGUGCAAGAUGGAAACAAAGCGUUCAGUGGAACAUCUUGUCAUCUCAAAUAUUUGAUGACUUACAUACUGAUGUGAAGUUGAAGAUAAAAGUCAUCUGUUGGUCCGUGAUUAUUAAAUAAAUCCGAACAUAUAUUUUAAAAGGGUUUUCCUAUAUUAUGGAGGGAAGAUAACUACAAAAACAGAAACAGAUGGCAUCGGCAGACCAAAUAAAGGAGAACUAUUUUGUUCAGUUCAAUUCUUAAGAUUUCAGAAAAUCUGUUAAUAGGGCACAUCCUUGCAAAUGCCAUAUUGUAAACUGGGCUCUUUAAAAUGUGAAAAGGUCAAAGUGGUCUACAGGAUAAGCCUCAAAUUCAAGGUUGUGAGUUCAAGACCUCCAAGAUACUUUCUCUCGACCUCAGGAAAAGGAUGUCCAUACUUGUUUCUACUUAGGCAACAGACUUAAGAGUGAUUUUGUAAGCUUCCAGCUUGCAUAGCAAUCUGAUAAGGCAUAAAAUAAGAUACUAGCUGACUUGCAAACAAUUUUUCCAUUUGUGUUGAUUUAUUUUUCAGUCUGUUGGAAUGUUUAUUAGAAGUGAUGCGCAUUGCUUACUGCAACCACAAUUUAUUUUCUUUAUUAAGUUAAAUUUAACGAACACAUAACAUGACUUGUGAUUUUAAAGAUGCAUGUUUAUUUCGUUGAUUGUAUGAGUUUAUUUUCUCAAAUGAUGUAAUAAAAGUUAUUCUGAAUGACUGUCCUUUUUUGUUUGAAGAAAAUGUGUUGAGGUUUUGGCAUAGCAUAGUGUCAUCAUCAUCAUCAUCAUCAUCAUUGUUGUGUACAAAUAAAACAUUCAAAACAAUGUAAUUAAAACCAAACUGUCAAGCCAAGUACUCAAAGAGGCACAAGGAUAUUGCUAAAGAGACCGGUAAUACAUUUAGACAAAUAAAAUGCAAAGAAAUAUCUAUAUUUCUGACACAUGGUAAUGCUUUAAAUAGUCCUCUCAUUGUGUGUUUAUGGUUAAAGUGGAGACAUACAGUAUUUUUUAUAAUGAAGACUUAAAUUUGUAUGGCAACUUAAAGCCAUAUAUGGGGAUUAAACGCCAGAAAUAUUGUGAAGUCUCCCAAAAGACUCAAUGCACUUAAAAGGGCUUGGCACAGAAAUGAAAGUAAAAAUGGGAGCAAAACCUAAUUUAUCAUUAAUUUUACAUUGGAUUGCAUACAGAUGGCUCUGUUAUUACUUGACUAAUAUUAAAAAUAAAUUUAAGAGACAUGUUGAUCCAAACUGUAAUUAUUCUUGUUUGCAUUUUAUGGAGUUGGACAUAAAAGAGUCAUUUGAUGAAGAGUGAUCUAAAGGCUAAUUAUUCAAAAUAGAUUAAGUAUUAUUGAAAAAAGUCUGGUAUACAUUGCUGAAAAGCUUAGUAACCUGGCUAAAUAUUUGUUUAAGGCCUUUAUUUACAAAAAAAUAAAUCAGUUGAGUAUCUUAUCAGGUACUCUUUUGGUGUUGUUGUUUUUAAUAAAAAAUGACAAUUUACUCAAAGAUAUUGAGACUAAUAAUUAAAGAUUAAGACAAAUAUAAUGUGUAAGGAAACUUCUAAUGAGUGGGUUUAUCCACAGCUUAGGUGGUAAAGUGAAGCAUGAUCUGCCUUGAACAAAUACAAUUUUAAGACAAGUUCUGUCAACUUAGUGCACCAGUCAAUUGUAACACCCCCCCCCCCCACUCCAGGUCCGGGGGAAUACUGGGGUUAACCCGGGGAAAUGGGCCGUGAUUUACCUAUCAGGUGGCCCUGCAGUGCUGGGUGAAUGCGGUGGUUUUAUGUUCGCUUAAAAUAUAGAGGGGAAUGGACCUUACCUAGAGUCCCUGGGGUGUGGGGGCAUUUGGCAGGGAUUUUGCCAUUGGAUCGUCCGCGCAGGGUGGGGAUUUUAGCCGGGGUUGGCUGUACUGAAAGUCAAAGUCCCCACUAUUCACCAGACCUGGGGGGCCGUGGUUACAAUUGUCUGGUGCAUAUCCACAUGAACGUUGUACUGGUACUCUAACAAUUGAGCUUACUGCGUGGAUAGUCACCACCCCACCCCAACCCCACAGAACUGUUUACACAAAAAAAUCUGCAGCCCAAACCCAACAAUGCUGAAGUAAAGGUAUGCAUAGAUUUCAGCUGGUAAAGCUGACUGGGUGCCAAGCUCACACCCAUCCUACCACAACCCACAAAACUCUGCACAAGGCAAUCAAUGAUUUUACAGAAUAGUAAUGUUGUAUUAAUGGCAAGGCAUGGUGUGAAAAAUAACACGGCAAAGUAUGACU